Messenger RNA from Diospyros lotus (date-plum), 1282 nucleotides. RefSeq names its product AUGMIN subunit 2. Gene Ontology annotation, biological process: microtubule organizing center organization; spindle assembly; microtubule nucleation. Gene Ontology annotation, cellular component: mitotic spindle microtubule. The transcript has 6 exons. Bases 112 to 1014 code for a protein of 300 amino acids. Lineage: Eukaryota; Viridiplantae; Streptophyta; Magnoliopsida; Ericales; Ebenaceae. The record is from RefSeq and is a predicted model, not a curated record.
GGCGACCGGAAAGUGAAAGAAGAGAUUGAUGGUUUGAUUUUGAAUCUGCAGAACAGAAGCAGGGAAACAGUGGUGGCGGAGUAGUAGCACUAGAUUGGUGUGGCUUUCCAGAUGUCGAUGGGAAGCGACAGCAGUUGGGUCGGCCGGAAACCUCUCCGGCGCCUCGGCGGAAUGUCCGAUGCCCUCUCCAUCGCCGCCGAUCUCGGCUUCUCCGUUCCACCGCCCCCUGCUCAGGAAGAGGUUCAAAACUUGUCUACUAAUGGUGAGAAGGGUGAUGACUUGAUUAGAGUUUUAAGAGAACUUACCACUGUACAAAGAAAAAUAGCUGAUUUACAAGUGGAACUCCAAGGUCGCAAGGAGGAUAAGAAUGUGGCACAUUUGACACAUGCAAGUGAAAUGGAAAAGAAGAUUGAGACUCUGUCAAGGAUUACCACUAUAUUGAAAGAUGUCAUUCAGAACAAGGAUCGCAUCAUAGCUCGUCUUCAACAACCAUAUUCAUUAGAUUGCAUCCCAGUGGAAGCAGAAUAUCAGAAACAAUUUUCAGAAUUACUUACGAAAGCUGCAAGUGAUUAUGGUGCCUUGACUGCAGCUGUUUCUGAUUUUCAAUGGAGUCAGAACUUCAAGGAACCACCUUCAGUAUGGGGGGAAAUGCUACGUCCAAUUCCUGUUGCAUUGGCAUCCUGUACCCGAUUCUUUGAAGCCAUGUCGGCAAUGAGGGAAUCAUUUUCUACACUUCAAAAGUUGAGGGUGGGUCAUUCCUCUUCUUUGCACGCAACUCCAGCCAAGGAUUCUUCCCAAAGGUCUCUAAGGGAUUCUGAUUGUGUGACUCCACCACCUUGGAGGAAUGAGUCAAGCUUUGAUGAUGUAGCUCUCAGAAGCCUCAAAGGUCCAGAAGCUGAAGAUGAAAGUAGUGAAGUCGGUGAUAGUCAUCAGGUCGAUGGCACAAGCCACAGGAGAUUGUCCUGGCCUCCUUCAGGUCAAAAAGAGUGGGUUAUAGUGAGUUUUUGUCCUUAAUUAUUUAUGUGUGCAACAUUUUCAUUAAAUUCUUUGUACUCUUCCUUCUGGAACAAUCUUCGCCUCCAUAUCAUCCUUUGUGAGGCAUAGUUUUUCUUCUUGUUUCUGUUUCAUUGUUAAAGGUUCUUGAGAGUGUUGUGAGUUUGGUAUUGUUUGUUCAUAUUACAUGUCUGAGAGAUUGUUUGAAUUGAACUCAACUUUUUAACUGCUGCUCAUGCCCAUAUGAUAAUUUGCUCAAUCAAUUCUAACUAAUUAUUUCGAUAAGGAA